Molecule: messenger RNA, 1665 nt
Organism: Pectinophora gossypiella (pink bollworm)
Lineage: Eukaryota; Metazoa; Arthropoda; Insecta; Lepidoptera; Gelechiidae
Exons: 3
Coding region: 1-1665 (554 amino acids)
Biological process (GO): DNA integration
Molecular function (GO): nucleic acid binding
Source: RefSeq, a predicted model, not a curated record
AUGUUACUUGGAGUGAAUAUUUACACAGAGAUACUAAUGAGCGGAGUUUUAAGAGGAGAACCAGGGUCGCCAAUUGCGCAACAGACCCAACUAGGUUGGAUCAUAUCUGGAGGAGCUUCUAAACAGAACAAUCCGCAUGGUAUUGUCACCAUGCACCUGAGCGUUGCACUGGAUACCAUGUUACAAAAAUUUUGGGAAGACGAGUCAUUGCCGAGUGAAGAACACUAUACUCUCACUGAUCUUGAGACGCGAGCUGAGAAAAUUUACGAGAAGACUGUGGAAAGAGACACUGAUGGGAGAUACGUUGUGGCACUUCCAUUUAUGAGUGAGAAACCGACACUUCCUGAAAAUUCACGACAAAUUGCAGCACAGAGAUUGAGUCAUCUUGAGAGAAAGCUGUCUAAAAACGAGAAUUUGAGACAAGAGUACAAUGAGGUAAUGAGAGAAUAUAUCACAUUGAGACACAUGGAGCCUGUGGGUGAAAACGAGAAAUAUGAAGCAGCAACUUACUUACCUCAUCACGCAGUGAUAAGAAACGACAAACAUACUACAAGGUGGUCGUCAAACAGUACACACUUUAUGACAGAAAUAGAACCAGAAAAAAGAGCAAAGAAAACAGAGAUAGAUCUUAAUAAGAAAGAGACGAUCAAAACACUCGGUAUAAUUUGGAAUGUGAGAGAAGAUGACCUACAAGUGACAAACAAGAUAGAAACUUACACUGACAAAGAGUGUCGAGUGAAGCCCUCAAGACCCUUUUCAAUUAGUGGAGUGGACUUUGCUGGACCCAUCAAUGCGAGAAUGAGUAAGGGGCGUGGAGCUAAAUCAUUUAAGGCUUACAUAGCUUUGUUUAUUUGCAUGGUCACCAAAGCCAUACAUAUCGAAUUGGUGAGCGAUAUGACUACAGACGCUUUCAUGGCUGCGUUUAAAAGGUUUAUUUCAAGGAGGGGUCCAUGCAGGGAGAUGUGGAGCGACAACGGAACUACUUUCGUGUCAGCUAGCAAGGAGAUUCUUAAUAUUUGGAAAGAGGGUAAAUCGAGCAUUCCUGAUGAGCUUUCUUCCUUGCUGGAUAGUGAAGGCACCAAAUGGAAAUUUAUACCUCCGGGAGCCCCUAACUUUGGUGGCUUAUGGGAAGCCGGAGUUAAAUCGACGAAAUUCCAUCUGAAACGAAUAAUUGGGGAAUCCACCCUCACAUUCGAAGAGCUGAAUACACUAUUGACACAGAUUGAGGCUUGUCUCAACUCGAGGCCACUUUCACCUAUCAGUGACCAUCCUGAUGAUCUAGAUCCGUUGACACCCGCACACUUUUUGGUUGGAGAAUCACUUAUUAUUUUACCUGAGAGUGACUACACAGACCUGAAGGAACAUUCCUUAACGAGAUGGCAGUUGACACAAAGAAUGAUGCAAUCGUUUUGGAAGAAAUGGCAAUCGGAGUACAUGUCAAGAUUGCAACAGAGACCGAAAUGGAGGAGCCGACAAAAAGAGUUUAACAUCGGAGAUUUAGUCCUCAUUAAAGACCCGAGGUGUCUGCCAAGUAAAUGGCUUUUAGGAAGAGUGAUGACUAAACAUACAGGACAAGACAAUUUAACCAGAGCAUAUGACAUUCGCACGUCGACCGGAGUUGUGACGCGUGCUAUUUCGAAGCUUUGUCCAUUACCAAAUGUGUAA